Molecule: messenger RNA, 422 nt
Organism: Desarmillaria tabescens
Lineage: Eukaryota; Fungi; Basidiomycota; Agaricomycetes; Agaricales; Physalacriaceae
Exons: 5
Coding region: 83-340 (85 amino acids)
Biological process (GO): mRNA splicing, via spliceosome
Cellular component (GO): U4/U6 x U5 tri-snRNP complex; U6 snRNP; Lsm1-7-Pat1 complex
Molecular function (GO): RNA binding
Source: RefSeq, a predicted model, not a curated record
UGUACUUUUGAAGACUAGCCUGCUCGCCGGCACUCCGGCCCGAGUUUCCCACUGUUACUGUUGACUUCCAUCAUCUCAGGCAAUGGCCUCCCAGAUCCUUCCUCUAGAGCUGAUCGACAGAUGCAUCGGGUCGCGGAUAUGGGUCAUCAUGAAGAGCGACCGUGAAUUUUCAGGGAUUCUGUUGGGAUUUGAUGAUUUCGUUAAUAUGGUCCUCGAGGAUGUUACAGAGUAUGAGACGACACCCCAAGGCAAAAAGAAGACGCAUCUUGCGCAGACGCUUUUGAACGGGAAUAAUAUCUGUAUGUUAAUUCCUGGCAGUUCUGGCCCAGAGGAUACGUAGAAUCACUCUUCCAGCAUGUAUCUCAUUUGUAACAUAGCGACGUGCAUACUUGUUUUCGUGUUUAGUAGCUACAGAGCGUGAC